Molecule: messenger RNA, 3856 nt
Organism: Coregonus sp. 'balchen'
Lineage: Eukaryota; Metazoa; Chordata; Actinopteri; Salmoniformes; Salmonidae
Source: the annotation of a GenBank genome assembly
CUGUCAACAUCACCACCUUUCUACUGGAACACCACAACAGAAACAGCAGGACCAACAAUCCAAACAACCACAUUGGCUGGUAACACCACAGCAAUUACACCAAUGACAGCGUGGCAAGGUGAGUGUUAAGAAAGUCUUGUGUAAAAUGCACUUACAAUUAAAUUGUAACUUGGAUAAGUGUUGAAAAGGGCUGAAGCCUCUGAGACUAUUAUACUGGUUUGAGUAGGCAGAGAUAUGGAGAUUGUUCUCCUUCCUAUUGGAGAGAUGGUGAGAGAGACAAUUCCUCAGUUUAGGGUUCUUUAUUGUUGAUUGGAGAUUAUCACCCAGCUAUGAUUAUCUAGUGAACUAUCCAUUUAUCCAGAUCACAAUGUGGUCUGGAAAUAAUAAACAUGAAUACAAUGGCAUCAAUACUAGGAAAAGGCACAUAUUAAUGAAACAAGAUACUGUAAUAAUACAAUGACUGAAACGAAAAUACAGGUAGCUAGCUACAAGAAUAGCCUGCUAACAAUGACUGGUAAAAUGUAGCUAACAAUGUUACAGAGCUAGCAUUAAAAAACGAGAUACAUAAGUGCUGUAAGAAUGACAAAAAUAUGAUUUAACUAUUGACAACUUUGUCAGUAAAACAUUGACAAACAAGGGCUGUACUCACAGUUUGGUAUUCACGCACAGUGAUGGGUAAAAUAGCUAGAAAAUAAUAAUGUGCAAAACUGGAGAUUCUAGCCACAACAGCAGAUGGCGACCUGCACUUGGUAAUGAAUUGAACACCGCAGGCUGUGACGUCUAGCUGUUACAAUAAGUCAUUCUGUUUUUUUUCUUCUUUUUUUUUUACUUUGUCAGAUGCCCCGAUCAGAUUGGUCAACGGUCCUAACUCCUGCUCUGGGAGAGUGGAGGUCUACCACAGUGGUAGCUGGGGGACGGUGUGUGAUGACUCGUGGGACUUGAGUGACGCCCAGGUAGUGUGUAGACAGCUGGGCUGUGGGGAAGCUCUGUCUGCACCACAUGAAGCCCGCUUCGGACAGGGGAACGGGACAAUAUGGAUGGAUGACGUUGGAUGUACAGGCAGCGAAUCUAAUCUCACAAGGUGCAGUCACAAUGGGUUUGGGAGACAUAACUGUAAUCAUGGUGAAGAUGCUGGUGUCGUCUGUUCAGGUAGGAGUAUCAUUCUUUAAUGAUCUAUAUUCAUAAUUUUUUAUCAUUCAAUCAAGAACUUCUUUAAGGCUUUAUGGAUAUAGUUAGAUCACCAUUCUGGUGUCUUAUUUUUAGACCAGGGUCAAUUCCGGGCCUUGGCUAUAACCAGGGCCUGUCGUUUCUUUUCCAUAUUAUUUUUCUUGUUGGGGGGGGGGGUCACACAGUGUUUUCUUGGUAGUCUUAAACACACACAUGGUUAUGGGCUUAAAGUACCCAGGCUCAUGUUGACUUCAGGUGAAUUACUCCCUAAAUGUAUACCUUUUCUCUCUUCUCUCUCAUUCCUCACUUUCUUACCCUCCUCCCAUUUUUUCUCAGACUCAGAGCGUCCUUCCAUCUCAGGCCCAGAGCUGGUGUGUGGGCGGAGCCUCCUAGAGGUGGGUCUCAGCCGGGCUGGUCUGGAGACUGCAGGUCUGAACGCGUUCUCUGCUCACCUGGCUGACCUCCGCUGCUCCUCCCAUCAGGAGGCUAACGGAACAGUGUGGUUCCAGGUGGAGCGCAGGGAGGGCAGCUGUGGAAACACGUUAACGGUGAGGAGUGAGAACACUGACUUCUGUCCCUUUUCAAUAUUCUCUCUUCUUACGAUCAAUUAACUUCAACUGAAGGGCAGUUCAUACUGUAUCUGUCAGUUGUUAAUUAAUAUUUAGAAAAAUGUAAAUUCAGAUCUGGGAUGCUGAAUGGUUGAUAGCUGUUAGUUAUUCCCGAUAAUCCUGGGGGGAAAUCAUUUUCACAAUUCCAUUUGAAUUAUCAAUGCGCAUCCACUGUCCCACAGCCCAGCUAGGCAAUUCAUUAACUUAAUCUACACUGGAAAAAAGCGUCUAGACAUUAUUUACCCAUGCUUCUAGCCUAGCUUGUGGUUUCCAACUGUGGGAGUUUGUCUAAACCUUGCUUCCUGCCUCUCUGAAACUGGCCAGGUGGUCUGGACAAACUCCUGGCUCUACACAUGAAUAAUGUGUCAUGUGAAUAAUAAUUUCCACACUUCAGCGAGACAUGACCAGGUCUUUAUUAUAUGAUAUUAUAUGAUAUUAUAUGAUAUUAUAUGAUAUUAUAUGAUAUUAUAUUUUAUUAUAUAUUUUUUUAUUAUAUUUUAUUAUAUUUUAUUAUAUUAUAUUAUAUUGUAUUUUAUUAUAUCAUGUCCACAGGUCAUUUUGUUAAUGUCAUCCCAACUGUCCUCCCAACUGUCCUCUCUUCAUCUAUGUUCCAGACCAACAGCACCCAUGCCAUCUACUCCAACAGUUUAUUCAUCUACCAUGUGCACAAUGUCUCCUUCACCCGACCCGUGAGCAUACCUUUCUCCUGUGCCUAUCCGCUAGACACAGAGAGCAGCCUAGAUGUGGCCGUCGUACCCUACCUACCGUGAGUGGAGACGUCACUUUACAGAAAACUAUACAAACAUCACAACACAACACACUACAACACACUACACAACACACCACAACACAACACAUCACAACACACCACAACACAUCACAACACAACACAACACACCACAUCACAACACACCACACCACAUCACAACACAACACACCACAACACACUACACCACACACCACACCACACCACACCACAACACAACACAUCACAUCACAACACACCACAACACACUACACCACACACCACACCACAUCACAACACACCACAAAACACACCACACCACAUCACAACACAACACACCACAAAACACACCACACCACACCACAAAACACACCACACCACACCACAACACAUCACAACACACCACAACACACCACAACAUUGUAGUCCCGCCCCAUCUGUGUUACACCCUGAUUAGUUCAGGAUUCUAACAAUAGUCAGUCAGAUAUCUGGAAAUAUUUAUAAUGUUGUUUUUUUUCAUGGCAUUUUAUACAUCCAAUCUUGUUGUUAUUAAAUGCAGACAAAUAUGCACAUAACAAGCUACAGCUUUGUAACUUUGUCAUAAAUAAAAUACAUUUGUCUUAGCUUGUUCUCUUGGCACCAGGGUGGAGGGUGGAGUUUCAGGUAUUGGCUCCAAGGCGUCAGCCUGCAUGUCUCUGUACCACAACUCCAACUACACAGAGCCUUACCCAGCGGGUCAGAGAGUCACUCUGCCACUGGGCUCCGCUCUGCAUGUGGGCGUGUCCGUCAAGGAGACGGAGACGGAGCGAUUUGUGGUUGUCCUGGACAACUGCUACGCCACUCAUUCCCCCAACCCUGACGACCCUAUGAGAUAUUUCAUCAUUCAGAACAAGUAUUUAUGCUUCUUUAUAGUUUAUAGACUGAACAAAGCAAGUCAAUUAAGAAAGUCUGUUAAGAAUAAAUGAUUAUUUACAAUGAUGGCCUGUGAGUGUGUGUGUUUGUGCUUGGCUACAUGUCUGUGUAUAUUUGUGAGUGGACUUGUCCGAGCCAGACGGCCCAUAGGACUGUAGCACGAGGCAACUUGAUGUACAAGCACACCUCAUGUGCCUUACACCCAAUCAAUUUGUUUUAUGCUGAUAUGAGUGCAAAGCAGAGAGGCAUCAGGUCCCAUUUUUGGUUGUGUAUUUUUGUAACUGUGUAUGAGUUAAACCCUGGUCCUCCCUCUCUGUUCCCCAGAUGUCCUAGUGAUCAUACCCAGGUCAGGGUGGAGGAGAGUGGCUCAUCACUCGAGGCUCGCUUCUCUGCGCUGCUGUUUCUGUUCCAGGGGGACUACCGG